Molecule: messenger RNA, 1693 nt
Organism: Strigops habroptila (Kakapo)
Lineage: Eukaryota; Metazoa; Chordata; Aves; Psittaciformes; Psittacidae
Gene: LMX1B
Product: LIM homeobox transcription factor 1 beta
Exons: 8
Coding region: 1-1203 (400 amino acids)
Biological process (GO): neuron differentiation; regulation of transcription by RNA polymerase II
Cellular component (GO): nucleus
Molecular function (GO): DNA-binding transcription factor activity, RNA polymerase II-specific; RNA polymerase II transcription regulatory region sequence-specific DNA binding
Source: RefSeq, a predicted model, not a curated record
AUGGAUAUCGCAACAGGUCCCGAGUCCUUGGAAAGGUGCUUUACGCGGGGCCAGUCGGACUGCUCAAAGAUGCUGGACGGUAUUAAAAUGGAAGACCACCCUCUGCGCUCGGGUCCGGCCACGUUAGGAGUGCUGCUGGGGUCGGACUGCCAGCACCAGGCCGUCUGCGAGGGCUGCCAGCGGCCCAUCUCGGACCGGUUUCUGAUGCGGGUGAACGAGUCCUCCUGGCACGAGGAGUGCCUGCAGUGCGCGGCGUGUCAGCAAGCCCUCACCACCAGCUGCUACUUCCGGGACCGAAAGCUCUACUGCAAGCAGGACUACCAACAGCUGUUUGCUGCUAAGUGCAGUGGCUGCAUGGAAAAGAUCGCCCCAACAGAAUUCGUGAUGAGAGCCCUGGAGUGUGUUUACCACUUAAGCUGCUUCUGCUGCUGCGUCUGUGAACGACAGCUGAGGAAAGGGGACGAGUUUGUUCUUAAGGAAGGGCAGUUGCUCUGCAAAAGUGACUAUGAAAAAGAGAAAGACUUGUUGAGCUCGGUCAGCCCAGACGACUCAGACUCAGUUAAAAGUGAUGAUGAAGACGGAGACGUUAAGCCCACCAAAGGACAAGUAGCCCAAGGAAAAGGAAGUGAUGAUGGGAAGGACCCAAGAAGACCUAAACGACCGAGGACAAUACUUACUACGCAGCAGAGACGAGCAUUCAAAGCAUCCUUUGAAGUGUCUUCCAAGCCCUGUAGGAAGGUCAGAGAAACACUAGCAGCUGAAACAGGACUCAGUGUGCGAGUCGUCCAGGUCUGGUUUCAAAACCAAAGAGCAAAGAUGAAAAAACUAGCGCGAAGGCAUCAGCAGCAGCAGGAGCAACAAAACUCGCAGCGACUAGGGCAAGAAGUGAUGUCCAACCGAAUGGAAGGGAUGAUGACAUCUUACACACCACUUGCACCACCACAGCAGCAGAUUGUAGCAAUGGAUCAAAGCAGUUAUGGCACAGACCCAUUUCAGCAGGGUCUUACCCCUCCACAAAUGCCAGGCGACCACAUGAACCCUUAUGGAAACGACUCCAUUUUUCAUGAUAUCGACAGUGAUACCUCUUUAACUAGCUUGAGCGACUGUUUUCUUGCCUCUUCCGAAGUUAACUCCAUGCAGGCUAGGGUAGGAAAUCCCAUUGACAGGCUGUACUCUAUGCAGAGCUCCUAUUUCGCCUCAUGAAAAUAAAAGAAAACAAACAGCCGGAGUAUAUUUAGCCAGUGACUUUUUCCAGUGCAGACUCUACAGCCAUAUGUUGCCCAGCUCUUCCUUCACAGUGACUCCUGCUGCCUCUGGACUGCAAAGAGCAUUUUUAGGAAGACUGUAUCUGUGUGCAUAUAUGUGUAUGUAUGUAUAUAUAUAUUAAUACCUACCUACAUACAUACAUAUAUAUAUAUAAAGAAAACGCAUCCACCAGUCCCAUCCCCUUGAUUCCCAGCUUGCACCAGACCACGAGACAAGCACGGAAGGAACAGAAGACCCUGCUCGUCAGAAGCCUUUGGUUUGGUUUGAGCUCAUCGUUGUACAGGAAAUGGAUUUUGCGGAAAGCUAGACCUUUUCCUCCUUUCUCUCUUCCUUUCUUUUGGAUGUUUAAACUUUGUUUGUUUCGUUUGGGUUUUUUUUUUAAAGCCACUGAUACUGACAUCAGUUGACCAUAUGACAAAUAAAUCAA